CAUCAAAACCCUAUCCAUAUCAAGUUGGAUCGAAUUUUGGUUAAUGAUGACUGGUUGACUUCCUUCUCUACCUCUUACUACAAGGUUGACGACCCUGAUUGCUCGGACCAUUCUCCCCUCAUAUUGUUGAAUUCUGCUAAUUCUAGCAAAGGUCAACGUUUUAUGUUUAAAAACUACUGCUUGAAAAAACCUGAGUUUUGGAGCAUCCUUUUAGAUGUUUUUACCCACCCCAAUGAAAGCAGCCCGUUAUGCUCUUUCAGCUACAAACUUAAGACUCUUAAGAAUGCUAUCAAAUUUAAGUCUUGGUCCAAUGCUAGCAAUAUUCAAACCCAAAUUGAUAAUCUCAAAAGUCAGCAGCAUUCUCUGACUACUCAACUUCAAGCCAAUCCUCUUGAUCCUUACCUUAACUGCUCCCUGAAGGAUGUUAACUCUAAUCUUGCUUACUACCAAGACACUCUCAUCAGUUGGAUGACUCAAAGAGCUAAAGUUAAAUGUCUUACUAAUGGGGAGGACGACCUCAAGUUCCUUUACUCCAAAAUUAAUGACUCCCAAAACCAUAACCGUAUCAAAGAGAUUUCCAAUGACUCUGGCACCUUUUCCAAUCACAAAGACAUUGCUCAG
Molecule: messenger RNA, 621 nt
Organism: Dendrobium catenatum
Lineage: Eukaryota; Viridiplantae; Streptophyta; Magnoliopsida; Asparagales; Orchidaceae
Exons: 1
Source: RefSeq, a predicted model, not a curated record